Molecule: messenger RNA, 3342 nt
Organism: Penicillium egyptiacum
Lineage: Eukaryota; Fungi; Ascomycota; Eurotiomycetes; Eurotiales; Aspergillaceae
Source: the annotation of a GenBank genome assembly
AUGGGUGUCACCGGCCUCUGGACGGUUGUGCAGCCGUGCGCUCGCCCCAUCAAACUCGAGACGCUCAACAAGAAACGACUAGCUGUCGACGCGUCGAUCUGGAUCUAUCAAUUCUUGAAAGCGGUGCGAGACAAAGAAGGCAAUGCGCUCCGAAAUUCUCAUAUCGUUGGAUUCUUUCGCCGCAUAUGCAAGCUGCUGUAUUUCGGGAUCCGGCCUGUCUUCGUCUUCGAUGGCGGGGCCCCGGUCAUGAAAAGGCAGACGAUCGCUGGCCGAAAGAAGAAACGCGAGGGUCACAGAGAAGAUGCUGCGAGGACCGCGGGGAAGUUGCUCGCCGUACAAAUGCAACGUAGUGCGGAGGAGGAGGACGCUCGUCGGCGCAAUAAGAGCCAGAGACAAGAGGAGGAAGAGGUGCCAGAUGCUCCAGUCUACGCAGACGAGGCUUUUAUGACAGAGGCAGAAAAGCAACAAAGUCGCAAGUUCAAGAAGAAGGAUGCCUACCACCUACCUAACCUGGACGUCUCACUUCAAGAUAUGGGAGCACCAAAUGAUCCACGCAUAAUGUCCCAGGAGGAAUUGGAGGAAUAUGCUAGACAGUUCCACCAGGGCCAAGAUAUCAACCUUUACGAUUUUUCAAAAAUCGAUUUUGACAGCACGUUUUUCCUUAGUCUGCCCCCCACUGAUCGCUACAACAUCUUGAACGCAGCGAGGCUAAGGAGCCGACUUCGAAUGGGCUAUUCGAAAGAGCAGCUAGAUACCAUGUUUCCCGACCGCAUGGCAUUCUCCAAGUUUCAAAUUGACCGUGUCGCAGAACGUAAUGACCUUACGCAACGAUUAAUGAAUAUAAACGGCAUGAAUGGAGACGAAGCUCUCUACAAAUCUGGGCAGCGUAUCGCAGGAGAACGUGGCAAGGAAUACGUGCUAGUCAAGGAUCGCGAACAUGAAGGUGGCUGGGUCCUAGGCGUUGUGGGAAACAGGGAAGGCCACGAGGAAAAGCCCAUCGAUCUAGAUCGACCUGAGAUACUAUCUGAUGAGGACGAGGUGUCGGACGAGGAUGACUUCGAGGACGUUCCAAUCGAAGGUCUGAACCGACUUCCCAAACUUCCUUUCCUCCAAGAGGGUGUAUUCGACCGGUCGCUUCAACUUGAAACGGAUGAAAAUUUAGACAUGAGAAGGGCUAUACAAGAAUCGCUUCAUGCUUCACAGCGACAAUCAGUGAACGAAUAUCGUGUACAAGAGGUUGAAAAUGACUCGCUUUUUGUUGAAGCUGAGGAAAAUCUCGGCGCACAGCAGCAGAACGACCCUGAUGAUUUCUUUGACGGCGACGACGACGACCUCGAACGAGCUAUCGCCCUUUCGUUACAACCAAAUAAAGCAGUCGAUGACGAAGAUAAGCCUGAUAUACCCAUCACUGGACCGGUCGAACCAGCUCCUUAUCAUCAGGUGGUACCUGAUCCUGAUUCCGAGAGCGAUGAUGGAAUGGACUUUGCUGCUGCCAUAGCAAGAACAAAGGUCUCGAAGAAAGCCUCAUAUGCACCAAAUCCAUUCGGUGGUCCUCUCCCUUUUGAAUCUAUCAAACUCACUAAAGUCACGAAAGAUAAUGAUAAAGCUGGCGAGGUGGGUGAGAAUGCAGGGGGCUUCGUGAAGGAGCCUACAAAGAAACCAAAACAGACCGACCCACUGCCUCCAUGGUUUGUUGGUGAGCCCUCAGAUGCGGGAUUCAUCGUUGAUCCCGUUGAAGAUCCUGAAAAGGAUGAUGAGAAACCUGCGGCGCCAGAUCAUCUGUUCCUGUCCAAUCGUCGCUCGCCGGACAUUAUCGAUGUAGACGAAAUUUCCGCCACCAAGGAAGUUGUUGAUCUAGAGCAGGAGGAAGAGGAGGAAGUGGAGGAGGAAGAGAAAUCCAAACAACUUGAAAGAGUGGAGGACAUUGAAAGGAUUUACAAUGAGAUUUCUACAACUCUGGAUGAGAAGCCUUCGAGUGAACCAGCUCCAGCCUCGAUCAAUGCAAAGCUUGAUGAGCCGUCCCCACGCAGAGAACAUCCUUCUCCGCCAGAAUUCGAAGAUAUUGUCCCUCGGGUGCCCACCCAAGGCCCUGAGAUCACUGUUGUACCCCAUCAAACGGCCCAGCCUCAGGCUCAGCUCUUCGAAGAGGUCGACCGAGUGGAAAAUUUCGUGCAGGACCAAGCGGACUACAGUGACCCGGAGGAUGAAGAGCUGUUCAAGCAGCUUGCGGCUGAGGGCGAGGAGCAUGCGCGAUUUGCCAAUACUCUUAAUUCUGCUGCCCCUACCCAGGAAGCCUUUGACUACGAGCAAGAGCUGAAGCAACUACGGUCUCAGCAGAGAAACGAGCGUCGCGAUGCAGACGAGGUGACCACUAUUAUGAUCAAUGAGUGCCAACAGCUCUUGACGCUCUUCGGAUUACCCUACAUCACCGCGCCUAUGGAAGCCGAAGCGCAGUGCGCCAAAUUGGUAUCGCUAGGUCUUGUGGACGGGAUUGUCACGGAUGACAGUGAUAUCUUCCUCUUUGGGGGAACGCGAAUCUACAAGAACAUGUUCAAUCAAAGUAAAUUCGUCGAGUGCUACUUGACAUCCGACCUGGAGAAGGAGUACGCCCUCCAUCGACAGAAGCUUAUUAGCUUUGCCCACCUGUUGGGCAGCGAUUACACAGAGGGAAUUCCCGGGAUUGGUCCUGUCACAGCCCUAGAGAUACUCACCGAGUUUUCCAGCCUCGAAGAGUUCCGCGAUUGGUGGACUCAAUUGCAAACGGGUGCGAAUAAUGCAGAAGAUGCUCACUUUGCCUUCCGAAAGAAAUUUCGAAAGAAGGCAUCCAAGAUCUUCCUGCCUCCUUCAUUCCCUGAUACCAAAGUUGACGAGGCAUACCUGGAACCCACGGUCGACGACGACCCUUCCCAAUUCCAAUGGGGUGUCCCUGAUUUGAAUGGGUUACGAACCUUCCUCAUGACCACAAUCGGCUGGAGCCAGGAGCGAACGGACGAAGUCCUGGUACCGGUCAUUCGCGACAUGAAUCGGCGAGACCAGGAAGGCACACAGUCCAACAUCACACAAUUCAUGCAAGGUCCACAGGGAGCGGGUGCAUUUGCGCCUCGCCUUCGUACAGGUGGACCCAGCCGCAUGGAAAAGGCAUUUAGUCGACUACGUCAGGAAGCUCAGACAGGCGGAACCUCGCGAUCCUGCGAGCCAGCCCUUGGGGAUGGAGAAGGAGAAGAAGAAGAAGAAGCCUCUGUUUCGCAAAUUAAAGGAAAAAGAGGUGGCUCAAACACCAAAGCCAAGGCUGGAACAAAUAAGAAGCGAAAGACCCAUUGCGCCAACUCUCCUGAGUCAUGA